Molecule: messenger RNA, 978 nt
Organism: Paramecium octaurelia
Lineage: Eukaryota; Ciliophora; Oligohymenophorea; Peniculida; Parameciidae
Source: the annotation of a GenBank genome assembly
AUGUAAUCAAUAAUAGAUAGCAAUGAAAGGAAUGAGCCUCAAUCAAGUCUAUUUUUCUCUUUACGUCAUGAUCAAGAGUAGAGUAAUAGCUUUCGCAGUUUAGAUGAUGAUCCAAAGGAAAAUAGGGAUGCAACUUCAAUUAAUGUAGAAAUGCAGAUUGUCAAUAAUUACGAAUCUUAAGAUUCUCCCAUCUCCACUCAACAAACCUAAGAGGCAUAAUAAUCACUUAUCUAGUUAAGGCUAUUAGGGAGAGAAGUUAAAGAAGUGAAACCCUCUUUUAAAAAAGAAAUUGUUCCUAUCAAUAUAACAUUUUUGUAUUUGGAGUACAUAACAAAUAAUCCUGGGAUGAAGAUCUGGUUAUUAUCAAAUAUCAUGUUGGAUAUAUGCUUAAGGUUGCUGAUAUUAGUGUUUUUUUGUAUAGGAACAGUGGAUGAGAACAAGAUAAUAGAUCCUUAUUAAGAUAGCAAAGUUACAGCCUAUUUUGUGAUUUUCAUCUAGAUUCCUCGGAUAUUGCAUUUACUUACAACUUCUAAGUUGAUUUUCAUGGAUAAAUACAACCUUUAAAAUAGAUCCUAUCUUCCAAUGAGCUAUGUCUUUAGAGCUAAUUUCAUUUAAGAGAUUUGUCCUGAAUAAGAAGAUCUUAAACCAAUCAAUUAUAAGGAUAAUAUUCUCUCUCUCAGAACAAUUAUGUUUAUCCUAUUACCAAUUGAACUCUAAUGGAUACCUAUGUACCCUUUUAGAAAUAGAAAUAAUUCAGAAAAUACCAUCAUCAUUAGUAGUUACAUCCUAAAAAGCAUUGAAGUCAUGGUUUUUGAGCCGAUCCUACUCAUUUUAAUUUCUUUCAAAGCUGAAAAGCUUUAACUCUAUACUAGAUUGCUCUUUGGACUAAUACUUCUUGAUAUUAUCAAAUUUGUAAUACUGAAUUUGUGUUUAAUUAUCUUCAGCAAUGUAGGAAAAAAUUCUAAAGUUAAAAUAUGA